This is a messenger RNA of Penaeus indicus, 7707 nucleotides long. Its product is annotated as mucin-17-like. NCBI's taxonomy places the organism in Eukaryota, Metazoa, Arthropoda, Malacostraca, Decapoda, Penaeidae. The coding region runs from base 1 to 7707 and encodes 2568 amino acids. The record is from RefSeq and is a predicted model, not a curated record. The transcript has 41 exons.
AUGGUCUCUAAGAAACAUGAUAGCCUCACGUUAUCUAAGAUAUCACGUACCUUGAAAAAUAGGUCUGCCUUAACCAUAAAUGCAAUUGCUUGGUUGAAAAAUAUUUUCCAAAGUGUUGGGUUCAUGAUCGUCGGGUCACCUUGUCUCACCGUGUCAUAUCGAGGUCAUGUCCCUGCGCUGUUGGUAACUUUGCCUGACGAGAGUGCGCCCAUUCUGCAAGUUAACCAAGAGGUCAACAGGGAUUACAAAGAAAACUGCACCGAUAAUGAAGACUUAACACGCAGUCAGACGGUACAGCUCGAGUAUGUUGGUGAUUUUUAUGCUGGGGAAGACUCAGCUGACCGUGGAAAUAGCACAGAAUACUCUUACAUGGAUAUGCUCCUUGGUACCAACAUCGACAAAAGAUCUUUGAAAGUGCAGGUAGAGCAAGAUAUGGUCGUUGAAGAGAACUGUACGUUGAACUGCCCUAUAACUACAACAACCGAACCGACAACAAGUACAACAGAAAUGUCAACCACAGCUGAGGAUACUACAACUACUGAGAUAACUCCCAGCACUUUUGAAAGCUCCACUGUUCCCGAAAUAACAACUCCCUCCACUACUGACACAACGACAACAACCGUUACAACGACCGAACCGACAACUACGACGGAAAUGUCAACCACGGGAGAGGAAAGUACAGCUACCGAGAUGACAACAAUCUCCAGUACUCCUGAAAGUUCCGAUGUAACAACUAUAACUCCCUCAAUUACUGACACAACUACAACAGCUUUUAUUACUAGCGACACAGUUACAACAACUGUAGCUCCUGACACAAUUACGGCACUCGUCACAGACACUACACCAACCAACGAGGAAGAUGAAGAAGACGGAAGUAUUCUCCAAUUUCUCCAGGUUGUUGAGGACGAAGAUUGUGGCAAUGGCACAGAUGAAAUCAGUCAGACUAUCGUCAUUGAAAAUGAAUAUGGCAUGGAUGAAUUUUAUGAAGCACUACACAGAUUGCAAGAGAGUGAGAAGGGACAUUCCGUAUUGGAAGCAAUCCUCUCCCAGAACUCGAAUACCAGUUCCAAUGAGACAACUUGGUAUUACAUGAAUGACCAUGAUGUUAUAGGGAUGGAGGAUGAGCAAGAAUAUGAGAGCGACGUUCACGUUGGCCACGGCUUGUUGGUCAUUUUGCCCGUAAUCGUUACUGAAGACAGCUUCCAGUAUGUUGUUCUCAUUCGUACCUUCAUCGACGAGCCUGCUAGCCCUAUCAUACAGAUUUACCAAAGCUAUGAAGACCAAAGCUCAUGCGGAUGUAGCGGGGAGGAACACAACGCCACAUAUGAACACGGGGUGGAUGUGCCAAAACAAGUCAUUCAAGACAUUAGUCUAAAUGCGCAAUUUCACCCCAGGUCAAACCGAACUGAGGAAGAAAUGGACUUAUCUACUAUGACGGGAUAUAUCGCUAUGUUAGCGGCUGUGCCUGAAUAUCAACGUCAUGUCGAAACAAUUAUCAUUAUGAAUGAGAUUGAAGAGGAAGAUUGCGAAACAACUACAGAGCCUACUUCUACAACUGAGAUCACUCCCACAACUGAUAUCACCACGGAUACUUCUACAACAGAGACUACUUCUGUAACUACAACUCCACAGAUGACUACAACGACUGAAGCCACAACUUCUGAAACGACAUCUAUAGCUCCUGAAACUACAACUUCAUUAACAUUUACAACUGAAACCACAACUUCCGAAACUGCUGAGACAGAAACUGAAAUAACUACAACUCCGAACAUAAGCACAACUCCUGAGAUACCUACAACUAAGGUAACCACAACUCCUGAGAUAAGCACAGCAAAUGAAGUAACUACAACACAUGAAAUAACAGCUCCUGAGAUAACUACAGCUGAAACGCCAAUGACAACUGCAACCCCAGAUAUGAUAACACCAGAUGAAACCGACGGUGAAAUUAUCAUCCAAAUCGACCAAGCAAGUGAAAGGGAAGAUUGCGAUAACAGUUCAUCAACUUAUGUUCAGAGCGUCGUUAUUAAGAACGAAUACGACAUGGCCAGUCUCAAGAAUGCCCUUCACAGAUUACAGGAAGGCGAGAAAAGCCAUUGUAUCAUUGAGACGGUUUACUCCCAAAACGCCUCCAGUUCUGACAAUUCAUCCUGGUACUUCAUGGACGAGCAUGAGAUUGUGUGGAUGGAGAAAGAGCAGGAAUACGAAACUGAUGUCCACAUUGGAUACGGGCUUCUGAUGGUCCUGCCAGUUCUCGCAGCCGGGGACUCCGUCGUGUACAUCGUUCUCUUUAGGACAUUUGUUGACGAACCUGCCAGUCCCAUCGUACAGAUCUAUCAAACUUUUGAGGACGAGAGUGCAUGUGGGUGUGUGGAUGGCGAAGGUGAAAAUACUACUAACCAUAAUCACGCAACGGAAGUAAUCCAGCAUUUCGCAUCCAACUCAAACCAUACUGUUAGAGAUAUGGACCUAACAUCAAUGACGGACUAUAUCAUAAUGCUUGGGGCAGUGCCAGAUCACAGUCGCCAAUACCUGUCGAUGACGAUUGAUAACGAGAUCGAAGGAGAAGACUGUGAAACGACAAGAGAAGUAUCUACAACUCCUGAAAUUACAACUUACGAAACUACAACGAUCUUAACAACUGAAAUUACUACUACCGAAAUACCUUCAACUCCUGAAACAACUUCGGAAACCACAUCUAAGGCUCCUGAAACUACAACAUUUACAACUGAAGCCACAACUUCAGAAACGAUAUCUACAACUCCUGAAACGACAUCUAUACAUCCUGAAACUACUUCAAAAACAUUUACAACUGAAACCACAACUUCCGAAACUGCUGAGACAGAAACUGAAAUAACUACAACUGAGAUAAUUACAACUCCUGAAAUAACUACAACUGAGAUAACGGCAGCAACUGAAGCCACAACUUCCGAAACGAUAUCUACAACUCCUGAAACGACAUUUAUACAUCCUGAAACUACAACUUCAAAAACAUUUAUAAAUGAAACCACAACUUCUGAAACGACAUCUAUAGCUCCUGAAACUACAACUUCUGAAACGACAUCUAUAGCUCCUGAAACUUUAACUUCAAUAACAUUUACAACCGAAACCACAACUUCCGAGACUGCUGAGACAGAAACUGAAAUAACUACAACUCCUGGGAUAACUACAACUGAGAUAACCGCAGCAACUGAAGUAACUACAACACAUGAACCUACAGCUGAAACGCCAGCGACAACUGCAACCCCAGAUAUGAUAACUCCACCCGAUGAAACCGACGGUGAGAUUAUCAUCCAAAUCGACCAGACAAGUGAAAGGGAAGAUUGUGAUAAUAGUUCAUCUACUUACGUUCAGAGCGUCGUUAUUGAGAACGAAUACGACAUGGCCAGUCUCAAGAACGCCCUUCACAGGUUACAGGAAGGCGAGAAAAGCCAUUGUAUCAUUGAGACGGUUUACUCCCAAAACGCCUCAAGUUCUGAUAAUUCUUCCUGGUACUUCAUGGACGAGCAUGAGAUUGUGUGGAUGGAGAAAGAGCAGGAAUACGAAACUGAUGUCCACAUUGGACACGGGCUUCUGAUGGUCCUGCCAGUUCUCGCAACCGGGGACUCCGUCGUGUAUAUCGUUCUCUUCAGGACAUUUGUUGACGAACCUGCCAGUCCCAUCGUACAGAUCUAUCAAACUUUUGAGGAUGAGAGUGCAUGUGGGUGUGUGGAUGGCGAAGGUGAAAAUACUACUACUCAUAAUCAUGCAACGGAAGUAAUCCAGCAUUUCGCAUCCAACUCAAACCACAGUGUUGGAGAUAUGGACCUAACAUCAAUGACGGACUAUAUCAUAAUGCUUGGGGCAGUGCCAGAUCACAGUCGCCAAUACAUGUCGAUGACGAUUGAUAAUGAGAUCGAAGGAGAAGAUUGUGAAACGACAACAGAAGUAUCUACAACUCCUGAAAUUACAACUUACGAAACUACAACGAUCUUAACAACUGAAAUUACUACUACUGAAAUAUCUUCAACUCCUGAAACAACUUCGGAAACGACAUCUAUAGCUCCUGAAACUACAACAUUUACAACUGAAGCCACAACUUCCGAAACGAUAUCUACAACUCCUGAAACGACAUCUAUACAUUCUGAAACUACUUCAAAAACAUUUACAACUGAAACCACAACUUCCGAAACUGCUGAGACAGAAACUGAAAUAACUACAUCUCCUGGGAUAACUGCAACUGAGAUAAUUACAACUCCUGAGAUAACUACAACUGAUAUAACCGCAGCAACUGAAGUAACUACAACACAUGAAUCUACAGCUCCUGAGAUAACUACAGCUGAAUCGCCAACGACAACUGCAACCCCAGAUAUGAUAGCUCCACCCGAUGAAACCGACGGUGAGAUUAUCAUCCAAAUCGACCAAACAAGUGAAAAGGAAGAUUGUGAUAAUAGUUCAUCUACUUACGUUCAGAGCGUCGUUAUUGAGAACGAGUACGACAUGGCCAGUCUCAAGAACGCCCUUCGCAGAUUACAGGAAGGCGAGAAAAGCCAUUGUAUCAUUGAGACGGUUUACUCCCAAAACGUCUCCAGUUCUGAUAAUUCUUCCUGGUACUUCAUGGACGAGCAUGAGAUUGUGUGGAUGGAGAAAGAGCAGGAAUACGAAACUGAUGUCCACAUUGGACACGGGCUUCUGAUGGUCCUGCCAGUCCUCGCAGCCGGGGACUCCGUCGUGUACAUCGUUCUCUUCAGGACAUUUGUUGACGAACCUGCCAGUCCCAUCGUACAGAUCUAUCAAACUUUUGAGGAUGAGAGUGCAUGUGGGUGUAUGGAUGACGAAGGUAAAAAUACUACUACUCAUAAUCAUGCAACGGAAGUAAUCCAGCAUUUCGCAUCCAACUCAAACCACAGUGUUGGAGAUAUGGACCUGACAUCAAUGACGGACUAUAUCAUAAUGCUUGGGGCAGUGCCAGAUCACAGGCGCCAAUACAUGUCGAUGACGAUUGAUAACGAGAUCGAAGGAGAAGACUGUGAAACGACAACAGAAGUAUCUACAACUCCUGAAAUUACAACUUACGAAAGUACAACGAUCUUAACAACUGAAAUUACUACUACCGAAACAACUUCAGUAACGACAUCUAUAGCUCCUGAAACUACAACUUCCACAUUUACAACUGAAGCCACAACUUCUGAAACGACAUCUAUAAUAACUACAACUGAGAUAACGGCUGCAACUGAAGCCACAACUUCCGAAACGAUAUCUACAACUCCUGAAACGACAUCUAUACAUCCUGAAACUACUUCAAAAACAUUUACAACUGAAACCACAACUUCCGAAACUGCUGUGACAGAAACUGAAAUAACUCCUGAGAUAACUACAACUGAGAUAAUUACAACUCCUGAGAUAACUACAACUGAGAUAACCGCAGCAACUGAAAUAACUACAACACAUGAACCUACAGCUGAAACGCCAACGACAACUGCAACCCCAGAUAUAUUAGCUCCACCCGAUGAAACCGACGGUGAGAUUAUCAUCCAAAUCGACCAAACAAGUGAAAAGGAAGAUUGUGAUAAUAGUUCAUCUACUUACGUUCAGAGCGUCGUUAUUGAGAACGAGUACGACAUGGCCAGUCUCAAGAACGCCCUUCACAGCUCAAACCACAGUGUUGGAGAUAUGGACCUAACAUCAAUGACGGACUAUAUCAUAAUGCUUGGGGCAGUGCCAGAUCACAGGCGCCAAUACAUGUCGAUGACGAUUGAUAACGAGAUCGAAGGAGAAGACUGUGAAACGACGACAGAAGUAUCUACAACUCCCGAAAUUACAACUUACGAGACUACAACGAUCUUAACAACUGAAAUUACUACUUCCGAAAUAUCUUCAACUCCUGAAACAACUUCAGUAACAUCUACAGCUCCUGAAACUACAACUUCCACAACAUUUACAACUGAAGCCACAACUUCCGAAACGAUAUCUACAGUUCCUGAAACGACAUCUAUACAUCCUGAAACAACAACUUCCGAAACUGCUGAGACAGAAACUGAAAUAACUACAACCCCUGAUAUAACUACAAUUCCUGAGAUAUCUACAAUUCCUGAGAUAUCUACAACUCCUGAGAUAUCUACAACUCCUGAGAUAACUACAAUCCCUGAGAUAACUACAACUGAGAUAACCGCAGCAACUGAAAUAACUACAACACAUGAACCUACAGCUGAAACGCCAACGACAACUGCAACCCCAGAUAUAUUAGCUCCACCCGAUGAAACCGACGAUGAGAUUAUCAUCCAAAUCGACCAAACAAGUGAAAAGGAAGAUUGUGAUAAUAGUUCAUCUACUUACGUUCAGAGCGUCGUUAUUGAGAACGAAUACGACAUGGCCAGUCUCAAGAAUGCCCUUCACAGAUUACAGGAAGGCGAGAAAAGCCAUUGUAUCAUUGAGACGGUUUACUCCCAAAACGCCUCCAGUUCUGAUAAUUCAUCCUGGUACUUCAUGGACGAGCAUGAGAUUGUGUGGAUACAGAAAGAGAACGAAUACGAAACUGAUGUCCACAUCGGACACGGGCUCCUGAUGGUCCUGCCGGUUCUCACAGCCGGGGACGCCGUCGUGUACAUUGUUCUCUUCAGGACAUUUGUCGACGAACCUGCCAGUCCCAUCGUACAGAUCUAUCAAACAUUUGAAGAUGAGAGUGCAUGUGGGUGUGUGGAUGGCGAAGGUGAAAAUACUACUACUCAUAAUCACGCAACGGAAGUAAUCCAGCAUUUCGCAUCCAAGUUAAACCACAGUGCUGCAGAUUUGGACCUGACAUCGAUGACGGACUAUAUCCUAAUGCUUGGGGCAGUGCCAGAUCACAGGCGCCAAUACAUGUCGAUGACGAUUGAUAACGAGAUCGAAGGAGAAGACUGUGAAACGACAACAGAAGUAUCUACAACUCCUGAAACUACAACGAUCUUAACAACUGAAAUCAUUACUACAGAAAUAUCUUCAACUCCUGAAACAACUUCCGAAACAUCUAUAGCUCCCGAAACAACAACUUUUGAAUCGACAUCUGUAUCUCCUGAAUCUACAACUUCCAAAACAUUUGCAACUGAAACCACAACUUCCAAAACAUUUACAACUGAUAUUACGACUUCCGAAGCGAUAUCUACAACUCCUGAAACAACUUCCGAAACAUUUACAACUGAAACCGCAACUUCCGAAACAUUUGAAACUGAAACCACAACUUCCGAAACAUUUACAACUGAUAUUACGACUUCCGAAACGCUAUCUACAACUCUCGAAACUCCAUCUUCGGAAGCAUCAGUUUCAUCAACUCCUGAAACUACAACAUCCGAAACGACAACAAUUGAAGUCAUAAGAACCACAAGUCUAGAAUCAACAACAAUUUCCUUUGCUCCAGAAGAGACGUCCACAACCCCAAUUCCACCCAUUGAGGAAGACGAGGAGGAAAAUAUCAUACAAAUACUACAGGAAAAUGAACUCAUCGAUUGUGAUAACGAUACGAUGGAAUUUAACCAGUCUACACUUUAUAUGUUGAAUACAGAUUGCAGUACGGCGAGCGUUGUCACUCUAUUCUUGAGGCCGUCUACUCCCAGAGCUCGAGCGCCGGCAAUUCCUCGUGGUACUAUAUGGACGAUCACGGUGUUGUAUGGCUUGAUGACGAGAUAUGCCAAAGCUUUGUGUUUAGAUCACGUGGAUAUGAGGAAAGUCACAACGCUACUUAAGAUCAUGGCAUAG